Helobdella robusta is the source of this 726-nucleotide messenger RNA. RefSeq lists its product as hypothetical. Bases 1 to 726 code for a protein of 241 amino acids. Gene Ontology annotation, biological process: epidermal cell differentiation; regulation of transcription by RNA polymerase II. NCBI's taxonomy places the organism in Eukaryota, Metazoa, Annelida, Clitellata, Rhynchobdellida, Glossiphoniidae. Gene Ontology annotation, cellular component: nucleus. The record is from RefSeq and is a predicted model, not a curated record. Gene Ontology annotation, molecular function: RNA polymerase II cis-regulatory region sequence-specific DNA binding; DNA-binding transcription factor activity, RNA polymerase II-specific. The transcript has 2 exons.
AUGGAGACGACGGCAGACGACAAGCACGUCUGCCUGAUCUGCCACAAGAUAUUCCCGAAGCAACGCAUCCUGAACCGCCACAUGAAGUGUCACAGCGACAUCAAACGAUACCUGUGCACUCUCUGUGGCAAGGGUUUCAAUGAUACCUUUGAUCUCAAGAGGCAUACCAGGACGCAUACAGGAGUGCGUCCGUACAAAUGCAGUCACUGCGACAAAGCAUUCACGCAGCGGUGCAGUCUGGAGUCGCACGAACGCAAACUGCACGGACUUGAAAUUCCCUACGCUUACAAGGAGCGCCGCCACAAAACAUACGUCUGCGAGGAAUGCGGCCACACAAGCGACCAACCGGAAGUUCACUAUAAACAUCUGAAGGACAACCAUCCCGAUUGUCCAUCGCUCAGGAGGACUCAUGAUAGAAGACUCUUCAAGUUUUCCGCCGCCGCCAAUGUGCUCGCGUCGAAUUCUAACAACACCAACAGCAGUGGCAUGAAUGACAUUGAUCAAAACAUUAAUCUGAACAAUGAACAUUUAGUCGACGAAAAUAACAACGACUUUGGUUGCUAUGACAACAAUUAUCAUGUCAACAGCAACAGCAGCAGUUUCUACAUUAACGAUAACAGCAAUCACAGCAGCAACAGCAGCCAGCAAAGCAGAUGUGACAUCAAACACAACAUCAAUGCAUACUCCGAUGAUAGUUGCUGCUCAACUGUUGAUGUCAGCCGAUAA